CCCCAAUCAAAACGCCACAUACACCGGAGGACACACCCCCCCGUGCCCCUUCAAGUUCAUCCAAGGUGGAAGGCUCGCCCUAGGGACAAUUGGUCGGAGGAUCUGCAUCUUGAUCAAGUGACUGCUGCUAGUCGUUGGCGCUUGUUCACCUUUCAUUGUCUGCCGUCGCUCCUUUUGUUCUUAUAGACUCAGCUCACGUUCGGCGUUCGAGCUCCCUCAUCUUCACUGCAGCGCCCUCGAUCAACACCUAUUGCCGCAGCAAGAAGUUGUAGAUGUUUCAAGCAGCCUUUCGUGCAACUCGACGACGGUGACUGCUCAACAUGGCACCAGGCCGUCGGGACAGUGGUUCAAGCGGAAAUGCUGUCGCAUCCGCAUUCUCCAGGUUUUGGAAGAGAACUCAUGCACCAGACUACCUCGGAUUCGCGAUUCUCCUUACUGGGUGGAUCGUGAUGCUAUUGUUUAUUGAGCCAUUCCACCGCAUGUUCUUCAUCAAUGAUCUGCAUAUCUCAUACCCUCAUGCCGAGGUCGAGCGCGUACCUGUUUACAUGAACUUCGUUUACGCCCUCUUUAUACCGCUAGGCGUAUUGGUUGCGUAUAAUGUUGUCACAAAAGCAUCGCCUCACAAGCACGAGGUCACUUACCUGUCCUUUGCCAUCGCCAUCAUCAUGGGCUCCUUUCUCACGGACCUCGUCAAGAAUACUGUCGGCCGACCGCGUCCCGACUUAUUGGCCAGAUGUAAGCCGGCGGCUGGCACGAAGCCUGAUGUGCUUGUUACCAUCGAUGUUUGCACCGAGACUGCACACCAUCUCCUCCAUGAUGGUUGGCGGUCCUUCCCAUCGGGCCAUUCGUCUUUCUCUUUCUCUGGAUUGGGCUUCCUGAGCUUGUUCUUGGCUGGCCAGCUGCACAUUUUCCGACACAACAGCGGGGGCCGAGACCUUAGCCGCGCCCUUAUUUGCCUUCUGCCGCUGCUGGGGGCUGCACUCAUCGCCAUCAGCAGGUGUGAGGACUACAGACACGACGUGUAUGAUGUUUCCGUGGGCUCUCUGCUUGGUUACGUGGUUGCGUACUGGAGUUAUCGGCGACACUGGCCGAAGUUGACCGCCAGGGAAUGCCAUGAACCCCAUCCCUAUCCUGGAUCAGACCCCAAGACCGGGUGGAACCGUCUGCGAGACGAGGAGGAAGCUGGGAACUCGCGACCCGACGUAGGCUAUGAGAUGACCCAGCUAAAUAGCCAGAGGCACUAAUCACUGUCAGUAGGGUCCUUCAUAGAGUGCGAACGCAACAAACGAGCCAUCGACAUAGCCAUCUACACACGUAAGACUAAUCACCGCAUUGUUUCUCGUGUUUACUGCACUCUUGCCUUGCUUUAUUGUGCUUCAUCUUGAGCCUGGUUUUUCACCUCUGCACUACAUGCCAUUUUACAGUUCACCCGGGGAUAUCGCAAUCGCAUUUGCAUCUUGGCAGCAACCUGUUAGGGGUUUGGGGGGU
Messenger RNA from Colletotrichum acutatum, 1488 nucleotides. Its product is annotated as PAP2 superfamily protein. Lineage: Eukaryota; Fungi; Ascomycota; Sordariomycetes; Glomerellales; Glomerellaceae. Bases 321 to 1244 code for a protein of 307 amino acids. Gene Ontology annotation, molecular function: phosphatidate phosphatase activity. The record is from RefSeq and is a predicted model, not a curated record. The transcript has 4 exons. Gene Ontology annotation, biological process: phospholipid metabolic process.